Molecule: messenger RNA, 1038 nt
Organism: Daucus carota subsp. sativus
Lineage: Eukaryota; Viridiplantae; Streptophyta; Magnoliopsida; Apiales; Apiaceae
Product: protein RTE1-HOMOLOG
Exons: 3
Coding region: 178-858 (226 amino acids)
Biological process (GO): response to ethylene; regulation of ethylene-activated signaling pathway
Cellular component (GO): endoplasmic reticulum; Golgi apparatus
Source: RefSeq, a predicted model, not a curated record
AUUACCUUCUUCAUUCUUCGAAGGCGUGAGUUGAAAUUUGCAAAACAAGUCGCGUAGACAGACAGAUUCAUAUUUCAUAGAUAGCGAGGAGAGCCUGUAAUAAUUCUUCAGAUUCCGGACAACUUGUGAUCACCGUAGGUAUCUUUCUUCUCCUCUUGGCUCCAUAAUUUCAUUCUAAUGGAACAGAAUGAAGACCCUGAGCAUGGUGUGAUGAUGGAACACACUUCCCUACAAUCUUUGCAAAUUGAUCCAGAAAGAUCCCGGUUUCCGUUCUGUAUUGUGUGGACACCUAUUCCUGUCUUAUCAUGGUUCAUUCCUUUUAUCGGCCACAUGGGGUUAUGCAGAGAGGAUGGUGUGAUCUUGGAUUUUGCUGGCCCGAAUUUUGUUUGUGUGGACAACUUUACUUUUGGAGCUGUAGCCCGCUACAUCCGCAUAGAUGAAGGAAAGUGCUGUGUUUACAGAAGUGAUAAAGAUUACAAACAGGAUGAAAGCGGAACAGAUGCAUUGACAAUGACAUGGGACGGUGCCUUGAAAAAGGGAACGCAAGAAUAUCAACACCUAUCCUACAACAUACUAACUUGUAAUUGCCACUCCUUUGUGGCCAACAAUCUUAACAGGUUGAAGUUUCGGAAUGGUGGAUGGAAUGUGGUGAAUUUGGCUGCCAUGAUCUUCCUCAAAGGGCAAUGGGUAAAUAAAGCGGCUAUGGUACGAUCAUUGGUGCCAUCCAUUGUUGUGUUUGGUAUAGGACUAUAUUUUGGAGGAGCUACCUUCCUUACAUUUUGGGCUCUUUUCACCUUCCUUCUUGUAGGAUGGUUUCUCCUUGGCACCUACUGUUUCAGUAAUUUAAUUCACCUGUGAAUCACCCAAAAACUUGUGUGAAGUUCUGUUUGCAUUAUUCUAAUUUCAUUUAAAAAUACAAAUGCACAAUACUGUUGUUGAGAUAAAUUUAAGCCGGUCAGUAUUCAGAUACUUUCUAGAAUGACCUUUAUUGGGGGGUAUUCAUUUGAAAAUUUUAAGGAUUUUUUUUCAUUCUUGAAA